This is a messenger RNA of Ipomoea nil (Japanese morning glory), 1101 nucleotides long. RefSeq lists its product as uncharacterized. The record is from RefSeq and is a predicted model, not a curated record. NCBI's taxonomy places the organism in Eukaryota, Viridiplantae, Streptophyta, Magnoliopsida, Solanales, Convolvulaceae. The coding region runs from base 1 to 1101 and encodes 366 amino acids. The transcript has 2 exons.
AUGACAACAUUAAGUGAUGACUCAGACAGUGAAGAAGACACCAACACCAAUUUCGUAGCAUUCACUGCAAAUCAUGAAAAUAACAAUGGAGAAGAUAUACAAGAAUUACUAGAGGCAUAUACUCAACUACAUGCCAAAUGGGAACAAAUCAUCAAAAUAAAUCUAGAUCUCAUGGAAGAAAAUCAGUUUCUAAAAGAUGAAAAAGAUAGAGGAGUAAAACGCCUUACAGAUACUCAGAAUGAAUUAAUGGAGUCGAAAGGCAGAGAGGCCAAACUGUUACAAGAGAUCAAGGAACUAACUGAGAGGCCUAGAUCUCCAAAUCCAGCAUCCAAUGAAAACAAAUCAACAGAGAUUGGUCAGUACUCAGUACAAAGCAAGAAAAUCUGGGUAAGAAAAGAUCAUAAUGUUGCCUACACCUCAAAAACUAGCAAAGAACAAAACGUAUGGUAUUUUGACAACGGGUGUUCAAGGCAUAUGACAGGAAAUCCAGAAAAUCUGGAAAACAUUCAAUACAAGAAUGAAGGACAUAUUACCUUUGGAGAUGGAGGAAAAGGCCAGAUCAUUGCAAGCGGCAUCUUGAAUGUCCAUGGGCUGCCUAGGUUGCCAAAAGUCCUUUUAGUACAAAGUCUAAAAACAAAUCUAAUCAGCAUAAGUCAACUUUGUGAAGAUGAACUCAAAGUAGAAUUCUCUAAAGACAAUUGCAUUGUGUUUAAUCAGAACCACAAGUGUGUCAUGAUGGGAAAAAGGUCCGCAAACAAAUGCUAUACAUGGAACGGUGACCUAUCUGGUUUACAGACAACUAACAAACAAAAACAAUCACGGCACCAACAUAUGGGACACAUAAAUUCUCAUGACAUCAAAGGGGACCAAGAAAUAUUCUUAGACUAUUCAAGUUAUUCAUCAAACAGUAAGACCUUCAGUGCAGACAGUACAAUGGAAUCCAUGAAUGUGGUUAUUAAUGACACAAUUUCAAGAAUAACCACUAAUGAUGACGAAAGUCCCAGAGUUGUUGAAACAACUGUUCCAACACCUCUGACUACUGUUAUGCAAAAUCACAAAACAGAAACAGAACCAGAUGAAGAAAAGGAUGAUGGCUCUUGA